CACAGUUUUUUUUUUUAUUAUUGAAUACUAAAAUGGUAUUUUAAAACAUAAAAUAAGUUGGAUCACGAGAUAUGGCUGUGGCUUUUUGCAAUUUUUUUACGAGACAUGGCUGUGGCCUUUGUAAUUUUUCUGCUCGUUUCGCUUCUCAAGUCUGAACACAGAUGAGUUAGAGAGUCGCUUGCGCUGGUUUACGAGAGAUGGCUGUUGAUUUUGCAAUUUGUCCGCUCGUUUCGUUUCUCAAAGACAGAGGAAUUAAAGAGUCGCUGAGCCCUACUCCCCUUUUUUUUUUCUAUUUCUUUAGCAUUCUCUGUUAAUGAAUGUUCGUGCUUCCAACUUCGAAACCUUCAUUUGGGCAUUCAUUCGAAGAAGGUGGGGGGAUAUCCACUAAUAGUGAUUUCAAUAGGCCGAUGGCAGAUACAACCAUUUUAGAAAAAUGCAUAACGUUUGGACCAUGGGGCACGAACAUCUCAUUCUCAGCAGGGAAAGAGUGUAUUUAUAUACCGGAUGGGUUUAUUAAAAAAAUUCGUAUUUUACAUGGAAUGUGUAUUGAUGGCAUUGAAUUCCAAAGCGACAGUAGCACAGGUGCACGACAAAAGUCCUUUUUUGGUCGCCAGCGUGGUGAACGAACGGACAUGGUAACCGCUCUUAUCUGAAUAUGACUUGAUGCAUUUCAUGGAGGAACAGAUCAUGAUGGGGAUAUAUCAGAAGUGGAGAUUAAUUUGGAUGGUGUGCAAGAGUAUUUGACUGGAAUAUCGGGGUAUUAUGGACCUGUUGAGGGCUAUGUUGGAUUGGAAGGUAUAACGUCCCUCACUAUUCACACAAACAAGGGGAAACAUGGGCCUUAUGGACAGGAAAGUGGAGGUGCCGGGUAUGUUUAUUUUACAUCGACCACAUCUUCUGGGAAAAUAGUUGGUUUCCAUCGAGGAAUGGUGAUUUUCUUACUGCAAUUGGUGUUCAUAUGGAGUAUCUCUGAAGAUGAUGGAAGAAGCAUAGACCUUUUGCUAAGAUUUCAUUUUUUAAUGGUAAUUGCAUCGAUCGAAUUUCCUACUCUUCGCUUUUGAUAAUAUAAGAUUGCCAUGUUUGGGUUUUUUCUUUU
Lactuca sativa (garden lettuce) is the source of this 1096-nucleotide messenger RNA. Lineage: Eukaryota; Viridiplantae; Streptophyta; Magnoliopsida; Asterales; Asteraceae. The record is from RefSeq and is a predicted model, not a curated record.